This is a messenger RNA of Saimiri boliviensis boliviensis (Bolivian squirrel monkey), 2211 nucleotides long. RefSeq lists its product as uncharacterized. Gene Ontology annotation, cellular component: nucleus. Gene Ontology annotation, biological process: regulation of transcription by RNA polymerase II. Gene Ontology annotation, molecular function: DNA-binding transcription factor activity, RNA polymerase II-specific; RNA polymerase II transcription regulatory region sequence-specific DNA binding. Lineage: Eukaryota; Metazoa; Chordata; Mammalia; Primates; Cebidae. The record is from RefSeq and is a predicted model, not a curated record.
GGCUUCCGGGAUCUGGCAAAGUCUUUUCCUCUGGCUCCUGCUAGGGCGCGGGUUAGGUGUUUACCGACUUGUGUCCUCGGCUUCCGGAGGCCCGGGUGACUCUGCCACAGCCUCGGCCUCCGUCGCUCUGUGAGCUGAUUCGCAUGAUUCGCAGCUGAGACUCCGCGACACCCUGAAGCCCAGAAAUGGAACUCUUAACAUUCAGGGAUGUGGCCGUAGAAUUCUCCUUAGAAGAGUGGAAAUGUCUGGAUCCUGCCCAGCAGAAUUUAUAUAGAGAUGUGAUGUUGGAGAAUUACAGAAACCUGGUCUCCCUGGGUGUUGUGAUCUCUAACCCAGACCUGGUCACCUAUCUGGAGCAAAGAAAAGAGCCCUACAAUUUGAAGAUACAUGAGACAGCAGCCAAACCCCCAGCUACGUGUUCUCCUUUUACCCAAGACCUUUCACCAGUUCCGGGGAUAGAAGAUUCAUCCCAUAAACGUAUACUGAGAAGAUGUGAGAAAUAUGGACAUGAGAAUUUACGAUUAAGAAAAGACUACAAAAGUGUGAAUGCGUGUAACGUGCAGAAAGGAGUUUAUAAUGGGCUUUUCCAAUGCUUGUCGAUUUCCCAGAGCAAAAUAUUUCAGUGUAAUGCAUGUGUUGAAGUUUUUAGUAAAUUUCCAAAUUCAAACAAACAGACAAAACACACUGGAGAGAAACUCUUUACAUGUACAGAAUGUGGCAGAUCAUUUUACAUGUCACACCUAACUCAACAUACAGGAAUUCAUGCUGGAGAGCAACCCUGCAAAUGUGAAAAAUGUGGUAAAUCCUUUAAUAGGUCCACAUCCCUUACUAAACAUAAGAGAGUUCAUACUGGAGAGAAACCCUACACAUGUGAAGAAUGUGGCAAAACCUUUAGACGGUCCACAGUGCUGAAGGAACAUAAGAAAAUUCAUACUGGAGAAAAACCCUACAAAUGUGAAGAAUGUGGCAAAGCCUUUACACGGUCCACAACGCUGAAUGAACAUAAGAAAAUUCAUACUGGAGAGAAACCCUACAAAUGUAAAGAAUGUGGCAAAACCUUUAGAUGGUCCACAAGCCUGAAUGAACAUAAGAAUAUUCAUACUGGAGAGAAACCCUACAAAUGUAAAGAAUGUGGCAAGACCUUUAGACAGUCUAGAAGCCUGAAUGAACAUAAAAAUAUUCAUACUGGAGAAAAACCCUACACAUGUGAAAAAUGUGGCAAAGCUUUUAACCAAUCCUCAAGUCUUACUAUACACAGGAGCAUUCAUUCUGAACAAAAACUUUACAAAUGUGAAGAAUGUGGCAAAGCCUUUACUUGGUCCUCAUCCCUUAAUAAACAUAAGAGAAUUCAUACUGGAGAGAAGCCCUACACAUGUGAAGAAUGUGGCAAAGCCUUUCAUAGGUCCUCACACCUUGCUAAGCAUAAGAGAAUUCACACUGGAGAGAAACCCUACAGAUGUGAAGAAUGUGGCAAAGCUUUUAACCAAUCCUCCACUCUUAUAUUACACAAGAGAAUUCAUUCUGGGCAAAAACCUUACAAAUGUGAGGAAUGUGGCAAAGCCUUUACACGGUCCACAACUCUGAAUGAACAUAAGAAAAUUCAUACUGGAGAGAAGCCCUACAAAUGUAAAGAAUGUGGCAAAGCCUUUAUAUGGUCCACAAGCCUGAGUGAACAUAAGAAUAUUCAUACUGGAGAGAAACCCUACAAAUGUAAAGAAUGUGGCAAAGCUUUUAACCAAUCCUCAGGCCUUAUUAUACACAGGAGCAUUCAUUCUGAACAAAAACUUUACAAAUGUGAAGAAUGUGGCAAAGCCUUUACUCGGUCCACAGCCCUGAAUGAACAUAAGAAAAUUCAUUCUGGAGAGAAACCCUACAAAUGUAAAGAAUGUGGCAAAGCCUAUAACUUAUCCUCAACCCUUAAUAAACAUAAGAGAAUUCAUACUGGAGAGAAACCCUUCAGAUGUGAAGAAUGUGGCAAAGCCUUCAGUUGGUCCUCAUCCCUUACUAAACAUAAGAUAAUUCAUACUGGAAAGAAAUUCUACAAAUGUGAAGAAUGUGGCAGAGCUUUUACUCGGCCCUCAACCCUUACUGUACAUAAACGAAUUCAUACUGUCAAGGAACAUAUUUGAUAACAUAGUUGAAUGACAUUGCUAAGUAAUUUUUUUCUUCCAGUGUCUUUAAACAAAUAAAUUCAAGAAUAUUGUUCCCAUA